UGAGAUUUCGAUAUGAGGCGAUUCUUCUGGUGUUGAUCACGAGGUGAUACGAGAUAAUGGAUUUCUUUUUCAUAUAUAAUUCUUUUUCUGUAUGGAGAUAUGGAGAUAUGGAUUUUGCUUUUCGUUCUGACUAGUGGAGUAGUUGGUGCCUGGCUCUGGAGUGAUGUUGCGAUGGGAAGGAAUUGGAAUUGGAAUUGGGAAUUUGGAAUGGAAAAAAAUUGCCGUGUCUCUUUUUUGUUAUUUUUGUGUCUUUACUAUCAAGGGCUUGUUCCUUUUAUUUCGUCGGAGAUAUAUAUAUCCCUGUGUUUUCAGGAGGCUUGUCCCUGUUGUUUUCUCUGUGCUUGUUACUCGUUUCCUUUUGGUCUGUGGGGGUUGAGGUUGGGUUAUAUAUAUAGGUAUCUUUCUAUCUACCUUGCGUGUGAGAUGUAUUUUGAGUAUUGUUGCUUUCUAUUUACUAUUCAGUCUGUCUUGUCAGGCGUUCCCUUAAAUCGUUUUAUUCUUAGACAUUAUUCUAGGAUGUCGGGCUCGUGUCCCUUUUCUUCCCGCGUCCCGACAAGUGCUGAUGGCCUGGGGGUGGUUGUGUCUGAGGGUGUCCAAGGUGUUUGGGAGCCGCGUGGCAUUUAGCCUCAAUCGAGACGAGCCCAAAGGCUGGGGUACAGAAUAUAUAUGUAUAUAUGUGUGUGCACCUGGUCAGUCGGGCGUGCGAAUAGCCGGAUGGAGAAGGUGUGAAUGAACGAGGAUAGGCAAGUGCAUGUAUGUAUGUCUAGUUCCAUGUACCGUGUCUAUCGGUACUGAUCUAGGUGUUGCAGGGGGAGCUGGAGAUGAGAAGGUAUUUAUGAUAUUUUUUCUUCCUUUUUUCUUCUCAGAAGAAAAAGAAAAAGAAAG
Messenger RNA from Lasiosphaeria miniovina, 885 nucleotides. RefSeq lists its product as uncharacterized. Lineage: Eukaryota; Fungi; Ascomycota; Sordariomycetes; Sordariales; Lasiosphaeriaceae. The transcript has a single exon. The record is from RefSeq and is a predicted model, not a curated record. Bases 100 to 624 code for a protein of 174 amino acids.